CAGUGUUGGCGAGGACUCGGACAUGGAGGGCAGCAGCGUCGGCAGCAAGUCUCGCCCGUGGUACAACCAGAAGGCCAGAGGCGACUCGGACGGUAUUUGGGAAGAAUGGGGUAUCAGAGAGGACAAGGACAGUUUCAAACAGGAGGAUCUGGACAAGCCCUCCUUGCUGGAGCUGGAGCUAAAUCGGGCCGGCUCCCUGGGAAGCCAUUUAGAGGACGGCGAUUCCAAGGAGUCCAAGACCGACACCGGUCAGUGUGGCCUCACAGGGCUGUGGGUAUCCACAGGGCAGGGGGCUGGGCAGGACCUCAAUAUCUGUUGCUGUGAAAUAGGGGGUGGAGAGGGAAGCUGUAGGAUCCUUUUCCAGGAUUCCCUUCCCGGGACCGGUGCCAGUGUUCGCCUUCUACGCUUUAAAUCAACCAGACAUUCUUGGAGCGCCCCCUACCGGACAGGCGUCGUACAGGGUCCUGUGGCCAUGGCACGCCAAGUCCGGGAGACACCUGCGGAAAUGCGCAAAGGCAGCGCGAAAUGUCUUCCUCAGAGUCAUCGCUCAAUAUCUCAAAGCACACACCUCAUCGAGCCUACUGGAUGGAGCAGCAGAACAGGCUGCCACUGCCUCUGAUGGAACUCAUGGAGAAUGAAGCUCUGGAAAUCCUCACCAAAGCGCUCAGGAGUGAGCUACUACCCCUGCCCCCCAGACCCUGGGGGAUUUUGUAGGGGUUGGGCCUCUGGGAGUGGGGAUUCAGGCCGUGUUUGCCUUGUCAGAUUCCCUUACCACCCACGAGUAUUCUAGGAGCCCUACCAAAAGUAAAAAAUUGGACUGGGCACAGGGACAUCCAGUGGGGAGAGCAUGAUGUGACGGUCAGGGGCCUGGGCUCCGGCCUUCAUGCAGCCUCUCUCUAGCUGAUGUGGCUUUUCUCCAUUCCCCAGUGGGGAUGACAGUUUUUGUGUGGCUUUGGUCCCCUCCCUUGGUGCUGUGAGGAACCUCUGGACAGUGGAUUAUUUGGGUCAAAAGUUCUCUCAUUUGCCCUGCUUAUAAGACAGGGAUGCUGGCUAAUGGGUCAGGAUGAGUGGUCCAACGGGUGUCCACGAAGCUGCUCUUUACCACUGUCCUGGUUCAGGCCUGCAGCACUCUCACCUUGCCCUCACCCAUGCUCCAUCUCAACACUCUCAGCUUCCUCCACAUCCCCCAUCUGGAGUACAAGUGUAUGACUUGACCUUUAAAAAACAAAACAAAAAAAAACUGUCAGUGCCCAGCACCUUGGAGAUCCAGUUUUCCAGACUAACACAGACCCGAGGGCCAAGCACU
This is a messenger RNA of Neogale vison (American mink), 1306 nucleotides long. RefSeq names its product catsper channel auxiliary subunit zeta (gene CATSPERZ). The transcript has 3 exons. NCBI's taxonomy places the organism in Eukaryota, Metazoa, Chordata, Mammalia, Carnivora, Mustelidae. Gene Ontology annotation, biological process: flagellated sperm motility; sperm capacitation. Gene Ontology annotation, cellular component: sperm principal piece; CatSper complex. The record is from RefSeq and is a predicted model, not a curated record. The coding region runs from base 23 to 619 and encodes 198 amino acids.